Messenger RNA from Micropterus dolomieu (smallmouth bass), 1252 nucleotides. It is a transcript of the gene yeats4, whose product is annotated as YEATS domain containing 4. Gene Ontology annotation, biological process: regulation of DNA-templated transcription. The transcript is spliced from 7 exons. The record is from RefSeq and is a predicted model, not a curated record. The coding region runs from base 184 to 864 and encodes 226 amino acids. NCBI's taxonomy places the organism in Eukaryota, Metazoa, Chordata, Actinopteri, Centrarchiformes, Centrarchidae.
CACGUUACACUUGUCACUUCCGGCGCUUGUUUGGCUGGCAGUUUGAAAUGAGACCGCUGGCUCCAUAAAGAAUACUUGAACUGCUUAAAUGGCAGGUUUAUUUAAUGUGGAUACACGCUGUGGAACAAGAAGAGUCCUCUAGAGUGUACUGCAGGCUCUACUUCUCUGUCUUGCUACCGUACUAUGUUCAAAAAGAUGACUGAAUUUGGUCCAGAUUCCGGGGGGCGAGUUAAGGGAGUAACCAUUGUGAAGCCCAUCGUAUUUGGUAACGUUGCCCGCUACUUUGGGAAAAAGAGAGAGGAGGAUGGACACACACAUCAGUGGUCUGUCUAUGUGAAGCCUUACAGGAAUGAGGACAUGUCUGCCUAUGUGAAGAAGAUCCAGUUCAAGCUACACGAGAGCUAUGGUAACCCACUGAGAGUGGUGACAAAGCCUCCAUAUGAGAUUACGGAGACGGGAUGGGGGGAGUUUGAGAUCAUCAUCAAGAUCUUCUUCAUUGACCCCAAUGAGAGACCUGUCACUCUAUACCAUCUGUUGAAGCUGUUCCAGUCAGACUCCAGUGCCAUGCCUAAGAAAACAGUUGUUUCUGAAUUCUAUGAUGAAAUGAUCUUCCAGGAUCCUACAGCCAUGAUGCAGCAGCUGCUGACUACAUCAAGACAGCUCACCCUGGGAGCAUACAAGCAUGAGACAGAGUUUAUUGAGCUGGAGCAGAGAACCAAGGAGAAAAUGGAAACCGCAAAGAAGAGAACCAGCCAGGAGAUCACAGAGCUGAAAGACAAACUAAAAGCCAGCAGAGAGAACAUCAACCACCUGAAGGCAGAGAUCAGGAAACUGGAGGAGGACGGAGACCACAAGGAGCACUGAGAAAUGGACAAUGUUGGGAGUGUUGUCAGCUGUCUUGCUUGUGGCUGAAACAAGCAUUUUGUGAUUGGUUCUUUACAUAUCUGUCACUUAUAUUUUUUCGGCCAUAACAAUGCUGGAUCAGCUGGCUGUAUUUUUGUUUUUGCAACACUGGGUUUGUCCAGUCAUCUCGAUGUAAUUGAUGCUGUGUUGAAGCAAGGUUUUUCUAUACAUCUACAAGAAGUCAACCUGAGUUGAGGUCUGAUCAGACAGAUUCAGUGAAGCAUCCCCAUAGUGUUCAUACAUACCUAAUGAGAUAUCCACAUUAGUUUGGACAGUUUUGAAUGUGAAUAGCUCCGUUGUUUUUUACUGAUCUUACCGUUUUCCAUAUAAAGUAAAUGUGUUAACAGUA